This is a messenger RNA of Urocitellus parryii (Arctic ground squirrel), 1242 nucleotides long. It is a transcript of the gene Cysltr2, whose product is annotated as cysteinyl leukotriene receptor 2. Gene Ontology annotation, cellular component: plasma membrane. Lineage: Eukaryota; Metazoa; Chordata; Mammalia; Rodentia; Sciuridae. The record is from RefSeq and is a predicted model, not a curated record. Gene Ontology annotation, molecular function: leukotriene receptor activity. Gene Ontology annotation, biological process: G protein-coupled receptor signaling pathway.
AUGGGGAGGAGAGGGAGGCCAGAGACUGAAGAGAGCGGCCUGAAAGGCACAGGCAUGUGGAUGAAGCGCAAAUCCAGGUCUGAGCUGCCUGGUCUUGAGGAGCAGUGGAACAAUGACGAUAAAGCCAGCUCGUGGUUUCCAAAGCGCUUUCACUUGCAUCAUUACCAUCUGUUCCUCUUGGAGCCCCCUUCAGAUAUGGGGUCCGCCAACUKGGAGAGAAAACUCACGACCUGGCUUCUGUCCAGCUCCACAUCAGAAAUGGCAUCAAAUGAAACCCAGGACAUGGGGAACUGCACGACUGAAACCUUCAAGGGACAAUUUUACCCCAUCGCCUACCUAAUCAUAUUUGUCUGGGGAUCCUUGGGAAAUGGCUUGUCCAUAUAUGUUUUCCUGCAGACUUAUAAGAAUUCCUCAUCUGUGAAUGUCUUCAUGCUCAACCUGGCCAUUUCCGAUCUCCUGUUCACAAGUACUCUGCCCUUCAGGGCUGACUACUAUUUAAGAGGCUCCAACUGGAUAUUUGGGGACCUGUCCUGCAGAAUUAUGUCAUACUCCUUGUACGUCAACAUGUACACCAGCAUUUAUUUCCUGACUGUGCUCAGCGUUGUGCGUUUCCUAGCCACCGUUCACCCCUUCCGGCUUCUCCAUGUCACCAGCUUCAGGACGGCUUGGAUCCUCUGUGGGAUCAUAUGGCUCUUUAUCAUGAUUGCCUCAGGAAUGCUGCUGAAGAGAGGCUCCGAGCCAAAGGGCGAGCUCAUAUCAUGCUUGGAUCUGGAUCCCAAAAAAAUUAACAAUCUGCUGAUCAUGAACUACGUUGCCUUGGUGGUGGGCUUCCUGCUGCCGUUCUUCACACUCACCAUCUCUUACCUGCUGAUCAUCCGGGUCCUGUCGAAGGUGAAGCUCUCGGAAUUGGGUCUGCGGGCUUCUCACAGGAAGGCUAUGAUCACCAUCAUCAUCACCUUGAUCAUCUUCCUCCUGUGUUUCCUGCCUUAUCACUCGUUGAGGACCCUCCACCUGGUCACCUGGGAUGAGAAGGAGUGCGGGGAUGGGCUGCACAAAGCCGUGGUCAUCACAUUGGCCUUGGCGGCAGCCAACACCUGCUUCAAUCCUUUCCUCUAUUACUUUGCUGGGGAGAAUUUCAAGGAUAAAUUAAGGGCUGUGUUCAGAAAAGAACAUCUGCAGAGGGCAACGACAAAGUGCAGCUCUCCUGUUUGUGCGUGGCUGAAAACCGAAACGAGGGUGUAA